Molecule: messenger RNA, 814 nt
Organism: Diospyros lotus (date-plum)
Lineage: Eukaryota; Viridiplantae; Streptophyta; Magnoliopsida; Ericales; Ebenaceae
Product: probable calcium-binding protein CML20
Exons: 7
Coding region: 139-648 (169 amino acids)
Biological process (GO): mitotic cell cycle; centriole replication
Cellular component (GO): centrosome; centriole
Molecular function (GO): calcium ion binding
Source: RefSeq, a predicted model, not a curated record
AGUUUCAAUAGCCCAGCCCGGCUGACAAGAUGUUCUGUGUUCAGUGCCAUACAUUACAAUCCUUAGAUAAGCCAGAAAUAUAAACUGAAUCACUGUUUUCCCCGAUAGCUUCGUCGGAGAGACCUUCCAGCAGCCUCCAUGGAAAGCACUUACAGAGGUGGAUCUAGGAGAGAAAAAAAUAAAGGACGCCACCAAGGGCUACCUCAACACAAGCUGCAAGAGAUCAAGGAAGCAUUUGAGCUUUUUGACAUUGAUGGCUCAGGCACUAUUGAUGCAAAAGAAUUGAAUGUUGCAAUGAGGGCACUGGGCUUUGAAAUGACAGAAGAGGAAAUCAAUAAAAUGAUUGCCGAUGUAGAUAAGGAUGGCAGUGGUGCAAUUGAUUUUACUGAGUUUGUCCACAUGAUGACAGCCAAGAUUGGUGAAAGGGACAGUAAAGAAGAGCUUAUUAAAGCAUUCCACAUUAUUGACCAAGACAAAAAUGGAAAGAUAUCUGUUGCUGACAUUCAGCAAGUUGCAAAGGAGCUAGGUGAGAAGUUCACAGAUAGGGAGAUCAAAGAGAUGAUAAAACAAGCAGAUUAUGAUAAUGAUGGAGAAGUAAAUUUCGAUGAUUUUAUGCAGAUGAUGAGGAGAACUUCCUAUGGAUAUUAGAACUGAAUUAGACUUGUAUCUUCCAAGCUAUGAAGCUAGAUCGUCCUUUCUUUGUAUUAUUAUUAUUAUUAUGGUGAUCAUAAAUAAGAAAAGUGACUUGGAUGAACUAUGCCGCUGGAUUCUAAAACAUUGUGAAGUUCAUGUAUAUCACGACUGUUUUACUCAA